Messenger RNA from Mangifera indica (mango), 1428 nucleotides. RefSeq names its product ribonucleoside-diphosphate reductase small chain A. Gene Ontology annotation, biological process: deoxyribonucleotide biosynthetic process. The record is from RefSeq and is a predicted model, not a curated record. Gene Ontology annotation, molecular function: oxidoreductase activity. Bases 154 to 1185 code for a protein of 343 amino acids. Lineage: Eukaryota; Viridiplantae; Streptophyta; Magnoliopsida; Sapindales; Anacardiaceae. The transcript has 9 exons.
GGGAAACAAACGAACUCGUAAACAAACCUGUCACUUACCAGUCGCAAUCCACAAUUUGUCGGUUUUCUCUCCUGGUGUACGGGUUUUUGGGGGGGUUUUCACUACAGAUAACAAAACUAAAACCUCGAAGAGACUCAGAGAGAUAGAAGAGAGAUGGGGUCUUUAAGGGAUGAAACAAAGCAUGUAAGAGGGCAACAUAAUGAAGAAGAAGAAGAGCCAAUAUUAAAGGAGCAAAACCAGAGGUUUUGUAUGUUCCCCAUUAGGUACAAGCAACUUUGGGAGAUGUACAAGAAGGCUGAAGCCAGUUUUUGGACUGCUGAGGAGGUUGAUCUCUCCCAGGAUAUGCAGCAUUGGGACAACCUAUCUGAUUCUGAGAAACACUUUAUAAGCCACGUAUUGGCAUUUUUUGCUGCUUCUGAUGGGAUUGUUUUGGAGAACUUAGCUGCAAGAUUUCUAAAUGAUGUUCAAAUACCAGAGGCCCGGGCAUUUUAUGGGUUUCAAAUUGCAAUGGAGAAUAUUCAUUCUGAGAUGUACAGCUUGCUUUUAGAGACAUAUAUUAAGGACCCAAAGGAGAAGCAUAGUUUGUUUAAUGCAGUUGAAAGCAUUCCUUGUGUGGCUACUAAGGCUAAAUGGGCUUUGCAGUGGAUUCAUAGCGGAAAUACUUUUGGAGAGAGACUUGUAGCUUUUGCAUGUGUCGAAGGAAUUUUUUUCUCUGGAAGCUUCUGCGCUAUAUUUUGGCUGAAAAAGAGGGGAUUGAUGCCAGGUUUGACAUUCUCAAAUGAGCUUAUAUCUAGAGACGAGGGAUUACACUGUGACUUUGCUUGCCUUCUGUACAGUUUGCUACGAAAGCAGCUAGAUUGGAAAAAAGUUCAUCACAUUAUUCAUGAAGCUGUAGAAAUUGAAACUCAGUUUGUCUGUGACGCCCUUCCUUGUGCACUGAUCGGCAUGAACUCAACUUUGAUGAGCGAGUACAUUAAGUUUGUUGCUGAUCGCCUUUUGGUUGCCUUAGGGUACCAGAGGAAGUACAACGUGGAAAAUCCCUUUGAUUGGAUGGAAUUUAUAUCUUUGCAGGGAAAAGCUAACUUUUUUGAGAGACGGGUAGGCGAUUAUCAGAAGGCUUCAAUCAUGUCAAGCCUUGAAAAUGGAGGCAGAAACUAUGACUUCAAGUUGGAUGAAGACUUUUAGUCAAAAUUUUGUUGCCUUCCCUCUGGUAUUAUUCUUGUGCUGUUGUAAGCAUAUAAAUUUUUGAACUAUUUGCAGGCAAUGCCCAAGGCAUCAUUAGUUCAUAGCCCCAACUGGUUGUUCUUAAAGCCCUUAUGCAGCUGGCUUGAAACUUGGAUUCAUGUUUAUAAUAUAUUCAUGAAGUAUGAUGUUUACUGCUAUCUUUUUUCUAUUAAUUUUACAGAUUUUCAUGGCACUGUUAUCACA